GAAAACAGCUGAUUUCUCCCACAUGCUUAAGUCUCGUAAGCGGUGAACACAUUUUGCCCUAAUAGUUUAAAUUGAAGACGACAAUAAGAUCAAAUUAAACAUGUCGAAACCAAUUACCUUUGUCACCGGCAACGCCAAAAAGCUGGAGGAAUUGGUUGCCAUCUUGGGACCCAAUUUCCCGCGCACAAUUGUGUCCAAAAAGAUUGAUCUUCCGGAAUUGCAGGGUGAAAUCGAUGAGAUUGCCAUUAAGAAGUGCAAGGAGGCUGCUCGCCAGGUGAAUGGACCCGUUUUGGUGGAGGACACCAGCUUGUGCUUCAAUGCAUUAGAAGGUUUGCCGGGACCGUACAUUAAGUGGUUUCUGGAAAAGCUAAAGCCGGAGGGGUUGUUCCGCCUGCUAAACGGUUGGGAGGAUAAAUCCGCCCAGGCUAUUUGCACAUUUGGCUAUUGCGAUGGUGUGGAUGCAGAGCCCCUGAUAUUCAAGGGAAUUACCGAGGGCGUUAUCGUAGAGCCCCGCGGCCCCCGAGACUUUGGAUGGGACCCGGUGUUCCAGCCAAAAGGCUAUGAUAAGACCUACGCCGAACUUCCUAAGUCGGAAAAGAACACCAUUUCCCAUCGUUAUCGUGCUUUGGCGCUGCUCCAGCUGCACUUUGACAAGCUGGACAAGCAAAUAAACUAAGACUGAAUUUAUUUAAA
Drosophila ficusphila is the source of this 693-nucleotide messenger RNA. Its product is annotated as inosine triphosphate pyrophosphatase. Gene Ontology annotation, biological process: nucleoside triphosphate catabolic process. The transcript has 3 exons. Lineage: Eukaryota; Metazoa; Arthropoda; Insecta; Diptera; Drosophilidae. Gene Ontology annotation, molecular function: nucleoside triphosphate diphosphatase activity. The record is from RefSeq and is a predicted model, not a curated record. The coding region runs from base 101 to 676 and encodes 191 amino acids. Gene Ontology annotation, cellular component: cytoplasm.